UACGUGGGACUUGUCAAGUGCAAUGAAGUAGCGUUCGAGAACCCUAAAUCAUGCGUUUGUACAGAAAAGAAAACGUGUUUACAUAAUGUGGUCAUUUUUCGCUAGAGAUCCGUCUAAAGAUUUUCCUUACGAGAUAGGAGACAUAGUGACAGGACUCGAGGAUAAAAGUGUAUGGGCUCUUCAUCAGGCAAAGAAAAAGGGAACAAAUGAAGAUGUUUCGGUGUUUGUCUUUGAUUUGCGGACUGGUAAUGAAACUCAGUUUGAUGUUGCAAGAGCAGCUGUUAAAAGACUGAAAACACUGCGUCAUCCAAGUAUCUUGACGUACUUGGACAGCCUUGAAACUGAGAAGGUUUUGUACUUGGCUACAGAAUUUGUUGUGCCUCUGGAAACUCACUUGGCACAGCUUUCAAGGGAAGGUCAUCAACGUGAUCUAUACUUGUCAUGGGGAAUAUUUCAGAUUACUCGUGCUUUAAGCUUUCUCAAUAAUGAUGGGAACUUGCGUCACAACAAUGUCUGCUUGUCAUCUGUAUUUGUCAAUACUGCGGGUGAAUGGAAGCUGGGAGGUGUUGAAUACAUGGCAGGUGCUGUCGAAGGGACUGGCCUUCCCAUCAAAAUUCUUCCUACUCUUGAGAAAUAUGAUCCACCUGAAAAAGCUGACCCAAGUAGACAGAGACUCAUUACAAAAUGCUCAACGGACAUGUGGGGACUUGGGUGUCUCAUCUGGGAAGCUUUCAAUGGUUCCUUGCCUCAGCAAUCUUCUCUCAAAGACCUGAAUAAUAUUCCCAAACAGCUCAGUACUGUGUAUUGUGAGCUUGUUGGAGCAAAUCCUGCAAGUAGACCUAAUCCAGCUGACAUUAUAACAAGAUGCCGGAAAAUUGGAGGAUACUUCAAGAAUGAUUUAGUUGAUGCACUACUCUUUCUUGAAGAAAUUCAGAUUAAAGAAAAAAAUGAAAAGAAUAGAUUCUUCAGCUCAAUAACAUCACAGCUUGAUAGCUUUCCAGAAAAUGUUUGUCAACAUAAGAUUUUACCGCAGCUCAUUACGGCAUUUGAGUACGGUGAUGCAGGUUCAGCUGUCCUAAUGCCCAUGUUUAAGUUGGGCCGUCUCUUAGAUGAAGUCGAAUAUCAGAAGAAAAUAGUACCCUGUGUUGUUAAACUCUUCAGUUCCAAUGAUAGAGCAACAAGAAUACGCUUAUUGCAACAACUGGAACAUUUCAUUGGUCAUCUGCAAUCAAAUAUUGUAAAUGAACAAAUCUUCCCACAAGUAGCCAAUGGUUUUAUGGACACAAACCCAACUAUCCGUGAACAGACAGUAAAGUCUAUUAUUCAUCUGGCUCCAAAAUUAAAUUACAAUAACUUAAAUGUUGAGGUUCUAAGACAUUUUGCGAGACUUCAGUCAAAGGAUGAUCAGGGUGGUAUUCGAACAAACACCACUGUGUGCCUUGGGAAAAUAGCUCAGCACCUGCAUCCACAGAUAAGACAAAAAGUCUUAAUUUCUGCUUUUAUAAGAGCCAUGAGGGACCCAUUUCCUCCAGCUCGGAGUGCUGGUGUUCUUGCUCUUGCUGCAACACAACAGUAUUUUCUCCUAUCUGAAGUUGCUACACGAAUUUUGCCAGCACUGUGUCAAUUAACAAUUGACCCUGAAAAAUCUGUAAGAGACAGUGCUUUCCGCACCAUCAAAGGAUUUCUAGGGAAACUGGAGAAAGUUUCAGAAGAUCCCAGUUUGAGAGAGUCAAUGGAGGCUGAUGUCCAUACUGCGACACCAAGCUUGUCAAAUGCUGCAGCAACCUGGGCAGGGUGGGCUGUAACAGCUGUAACUGCCAAAUUUUAUCGCAGCCAAUCUGAUACCGUGAAGUCAAUUACACCAAUGGCGAGCAAAACUCUGAGCAAGCCUGGUUCUCUUGAACAGCCAUCAAGCAGUAGCAUAUCCACUACUACAUCAAGUGUAACAUCAAUGACUUCCUUGGAACAAGAAGAAAGUAAAGGUGGUGAUUCAGUGUCUGACUAUGAUGAAACAUGGGACACAGAAAACUGGGGAGACAUGGAGGCUCCUAGUGGCCAGAUAGGAAUGACAGAACCUCGCAGUCCAUUACCUGGGCAGAUAAGUGGUAGAACAGACCGGAAAGGAACUGAUGGCUGGGACAUGGAUGAAUGGGGCAGUCUUGAAGAAGAGCCUGCAUUAGAAGGUAGUGAAGCAUGUACCUCUGGAGGCGACUGGGGCUCACCUGAUUUUGUUGCUGUGGAAGGAGCUGCUACAAAAUCAGCUAGUAGUUGCAGUUUUGGAGAAACUGCAAAGGAUGAAGUGGCUGGCCUGACUGUAAAAUUACCUGAUGAACCUCGAACUCCAGCAGCUAAAAGUCCUAGUGGAUGGGAGGAAAAUGAAUGGGAGCCAAUUGAAGAGACUGGAGGAGCAUCUAGCAAACUUGAAGAGGCUCGCAAAAAACGUGAAGAGAGAAAACUUCAGAGACAAAAGGAAUUGGAGGCUCGAAGGGCAACGAGGGUUAGCGGUGGCCCCAUGAAGCUUGGAGCAAAAAAAAUUUAACUUCUUUCUCACAUUUUUUGUUAUUGCAUUAUGAGGCCAUUAGUGCCCUACAAAUAGUGUGAAGAGACAUUUAUGACUUUUAUACAAACUUUGUAUAUGUUCAUACCAAAGGUAUCUUGUACUUAUAGGGUGUAAAAGUGCACAUUUCUCUGUUCAUUCCUGCCAUCUGCCAUUUAUAAUGUGCAUGUAAUGUGCAUAUUUCAUGAAUAGAGAAAUGAUUUGAUAUCAUUUUUUAAUCUUAUCAUAUUGUAUUCAGAGAUGUAUUUUAUAAAAAGUAAAAUUAUUAUCUUAAAGUAAUUUCUAUUCAGCACAGUUUAUGCCGUGCUAUUUUUUUGUGAAAAUGUAAUCUCUUACUAUCUCUUUUCCCAUUUCAUUUUUCUAUGAAAACAGCACUCUUUGAAAAGUUUUACAUGUAGGCAUAAAGUACAUUCCUGUAUUUAUAUCUAUCUUUUCUAUUCUUGAAGUGCACUGUUUUAACUGCUUAUGUGAUUUCAAGUAAAAGUUUUGCUGAAAAUUAAACUUUUGCAAAAAUUUAUGAGUAAAAGCUGAUGGAAUUACUGUAGUAUUCUGUAUGCACAAUGGAAGUACAUGACAUUGUUUCCAAGGA
This is a messenger RNA of Schistocerca gregaria, 3146 nucleotides long. RefSeq names its product N-terminal kinase-like protein (gene yata). Gene Ontology annotation, molecular function: ATP binding; protein kinase activity. The coding region runs from base 86 to 2539 and encodes 817 amino acids. Gene Ontology annotation, biological process: protein phosphorylation. The transcript is spliced from 17 exons. NCBI's taxonomy places the organism in Eukaryota, Metazoa, Arthropoda, Insecta, Orthoptera, Acrididae. The record is from RefSeq and is a predicted model, not a curated record.